Messenger RNA from Histoplasma mississippiense, 510 nucleotides. RefSeq lists its product with no specific name. The transcript has a single exon. The record is from RefSeq and is a predicted model, not a curated record. Bases 1 to 510 code for a protein of 169 amino acids. Lineage: Eukaryota; Fungi; Ascomycota; Eurotiomycetes; Onygenales; Ajellomycetaceae.
AUGCACACACUAGAGUUAGUUGGUUGGGAUAAUUUCCUUUGGAAGCUGGUGAAACUGUACGAUGAAAACAAGAGCUGUUACAUUCUGAAGAAAGCGGAUUUCUACAUUCCUUUAUUUGCCUGCAUGAUCAAUAACUUGAACCAAAGCAUAAGCACAAUUGACAACUACGCCAUCGGUGACGCUAUACAAUUCAUGGUUUCGACUAGUGGGAAGGUCAUUCAUGGUAAAAAUCGAGGGCUGGGGUGGAGAUCGAGGCAGGUUGGGGGUUACCUUAGUGAUGCCUCAGUUCAACAGUUAUCACGGGAUAUGACGAGCAUCAACUUCCAAAAUACUCGAGAUGAAAGCUCAUCCUCACCAGGUAAUCCACCACUUAUUUCUGAUGACAGUGUGGAGAAGGAAUCCACUCUAGAUUUCAGUGAACGGCAUGGGCGAGGUUUUAGGCUCAUGCCUCAGCCUUCUCCAGACAUACCUACAUCUUCUAAAGAUUUGGCGGGAGGGUGGACCAAAUAA